Messenger RNA from Seriola dumerili (greater amberjack), 5607 nucleotides. RefSeq names its product lactase-phlorizin hydrolase-like. NCBI's taxonomy places the organism in Eukaryota, Metazoa, Chordata, Actinopteri, Carangiformes, Carangidae. The transcript is spliced from 17 exons. Gene Ontology annotation, molecular function: hydrolase activity, hydrolyzing O-glycosyl compounds. The coding region runs from base 1 to 5607 and encodes 1868 amino acids. The record is from RefSeq and is a predicted model, not a curated record. Gene Ontology annotation, biological process: carbohydrate metabolic process.
AUGCUUCUUGCUGGCCCUCUGACAAAACAGCUAAGUUCAGACAGUGGAGUGAAUGAAGCCUUUGACUGCAGUCAUCCCAUACCUCCUGGCUCUAGACAGUACUUUCAGUACCUCCAGAGUAGAGGGGUGACUCACUUCAAAGUGCCUCUGUCGUGGGCUCAGCUUCUACCUGCAGGCCUCCCCAGCCAGCCCCAACAGGCCGUGGUUACUUGUUACCAGACCCUGCUGAGACAGCUGCUGGAGGUGGGCCUUCAGCCUCUGGUUGUUCUUCAUGACUCCACAGUGCCAGUUGCUCUGAGAUCAAAGUAUGGAGGCUGGGAGAGCCAGGGGCUGGUGGAUAUGUUUCAGCAGUAUGCAGAGUUUGCCUUUCAGGAGUUCGGAGCACUGGCACAAUCAUGGGUGACACUGAGUGAUUUGGAUAAUGUUUGGCGUGACUUGGACUCUGCAGAUGUUCCCAAACCUUUGCAAAAUGUCCUCCAGCUCAACAGGAACAUUUACCAGCUCUACCAUCAAUGGUCUCCUGAUGCAGGGAGGCAUCUGUCAAUUGGGUUGAGAGCUAGAGAUGUGGCCAUUAUUUCUCAGAUCAAAGCUUCAACAACAAUGGAUUUCCUGUCAGUGCAAAUUGAAUAUAACUGUGCCUCCACAUCAAGCUUUGCAAAGGAACUGAGGAGCUUACAGAUGUCCAGUGGGAACUUGCCUAUCCUGAUAUACAAGAUGACUGUUCAUGAUUGUUCCUACAGUCAGUUCCAGCUCCUUGGGGAUUUCCUGCAAGUCCUGAACAACAAUGACCUGAAUAUUGUGGGAUGUGACAUGAAGGACAUGUUGGGUAAGCUGGACAUGGAGGAUGCUCAGGCCAGCAUUGAAGGCAACACAGGGAUGACAGGGUUCAGAAACAAUUAUCAGAGUGUGUGGGAUAAGUUUGAGGCCCAGACUACAACAGAGCGAGAUGCUUUCCUCACAGAAUCCUUCCCUGCUGACUUCCAAUGGGCCACCUCCAGUGAGUCCUUCAAGGUUGAAGGUGGCUGGUCAGAAGGUGGAAAGGGAGAGACCAUUUGGGACCGCUUUGGUCACAAAGGCCUGGCCAGUGUGAAUCAGACAGCUGAUCUAGCUUGUGACAGUUUCCACAAGGUGGAUUACGAUGUCUACCUCCUGAGAGGUCUUCAUGUCAACAACUACCAGUUUUCCAUCUCCUGGGCUCGUAUUUUCCCCUCAGGCCACAGAGGCAGCCAAUCAGAAAAAGGGGCUGUCUACUAUGACAAGCUCAUCAAUGCACUCAUUGAAUCUGGCAUACAACCUGUGGUCACUCUCUACCACUGGGAUCUGCCUCAGGCACUUCAGGACUAUGGUGGAUGGACCAACACUUCCAUUGUUGAAGCCUUCAAGGACUAUGCAGACUUUUGCUUCUCCAGGUUUGGAGACAGAGUCAAGACCUGGAACACAUUCAGUAGCCCCUGGGUGGUGAGCCAUGCUGGCUAUGGCACUGGCAAACACCCCCCUGGAGUAAAGGACUAUGUGGUUGCAUCCUAUCAGGUCACUCACAAUCUGCUCAAGUCCCAUGCUGAGGCCUGGCAUGUCUACAAUGACAAGUACCGGAUGAAACAAGGAGGGAAAGUGGGCAUUGCAUUGAACUCUGACUGGGCUGAGCCCAUGGACCCGUCCAGACCUGAAGACAUAGCAGCUGCAGAUCGCUACCUGCAGUUCAUGCUGGGCUGGUUUGCACAUCCCAUAUUUGUAGAUGGAGAUUAUCCUGCAACACUCAAGACUCAGGUUGAAGAGAAAAGAAGAGAGUGUCCCCACUCUGAGCCUGCAAGACUUCCAGUUUUCACUUCUGAAGAGAGAAAGAGGAUACAUGGAACAGCUGACUUUUUAGGGUUAAACCACUAUACCUCCCGUUUGGUCAACAAGAGUGAUGGAGGCUGCACCCCUGGUAUUCAGGGGGUUGGUGACCUCCAGGCACAUGUGGACCCAUCAUGGUCCUCUACAGCUUCUGACUGGAUAUAUUCAGCACCAUGGGGUCUCCGAAGGCUUCUAAACUACAUUUCCGCAGAAUACUUGAAUGUUACCAAAGUGCCUAUCCACAUAACUGGGAAUGGGAUGCCUACUGAGCACAGCGGGGACACUUUCAAUGACACCAGCAGAAUAGAGUACAUGAGGAGUUACAUCAAUGAGGCCUUGAAAGCUAUACAUUUGGAUGGAGUAAAUGUGCAGCAGUUUACUGUCCAGUCACUCAUGGAUGGCUUUGAGGGUCCACAAGGAUACAGUGAACGCUUUGGACUCCACCAUGUCAACUUUGACCUGCCUGACAGACCCAGGACUCCAAAGCAAUCUGCCUACUUUUACUCCCAAGUCAUUGAGAAAAAUGGUUUUGCUUCCAAAAGCCUGAUGGUACCUGCACCAGAACUGAAAAACAUAAGGUCAAAUAAAGUUUCCUCAAUGCCACCCUCCACCGUCCCAUCACAAGCCAUGGAUGUCUGGAGGAAAUUCUCAAAACAAAGCAAAUUUCAGAGAAAACUCUACCACUAUGGUACCUUCCCAAAAGGCUUCAGUUGGGGAGUAUCGUCAUCAGCUUACCAGAUUGAAGGUGGCUGGAAUGCAGAUGGGAAGGGGACCAGCAUCUGGGAUACAUUCACCCAUAAACCUGGCAGUAUUCCUGGUAAUCCCAGUGGAGAUGUGGCCUGUGACAGCUACCACAGACUUGAUGAAGACCUCUACAUGCUACGAGCUCUGAGGGUGAAGUCCUACAGAUUCUCUCUGUCCUGGUCCAGGAUUUUUCCUGAUGGUCAGCGUACCUCACUGAACCAGAGAGGUGUUGACUACUACAAUAGACUCAUUGAUGGCCUCGUAGCGUAUAAUAUUACACCCACGGUGACACUCUAUCACUGGGACCUUCCUCAAGCUUUGCAGACCCUCGGUGGAUGGGAAAAUGUAGAUAUGAUUAACAUUUUUAAUGACUUUUGUGACUUCUCCUUCGCCACCUUUGGAGACAGAGUGAAAUUUUGGAUCACCUUCAACCAGCCUUACACAAUUGCAUGGUCAGGAUAUGGACUUGGACAGAUUCCACCAAAUGUUAAAAAGCCAGGACUUGCUCCAUAUAGAGUUGCACACAACCUGAUAAAAGCUCACGCCAAGGCCUACCACACAUAUGACAAUAAGUAUCGCAAAUCCCAAGGUGGUCUAGUAUCCAUUGCCCUAAAUGCUGAUUGGAUUGAACCUAAAGAUGUUAACGUUCCCAGAGAAGUGGCGGCUGCUGACCGCGCUCUUCAGUUCCAACUGGGCUGGUUUGCACACCCUAUUUUCAAGAAUGGUGACUAUCCUGACGCAAUGAAGUGGCAAGUUGGAAACAAAAGUGAACUCCAAGGUCUUUCAGAGUCAAGACUACCUUCCUUCACUGAGGAAGAAAAGAGCUUCAUCAGGGGAACUGCUGACAUGUUCUGUGUAAAUCACUAUACUACAAAGAUUGCACGUCAUGCUACCUUGAGACUUACCCCACAAUCUUAUGAAUAUGACCGGGAUUUGUCAGAAGAAGAGGAAGGUGAUUCACCAACUACUGCCAUCAGUAAGCAGAGAGCUGUAGCAUGGGGCCUGAGGAGACUCCUAAACUGGAUCAAAGAGGAGUAUGGAGAUCCAGAGAUUUACAUUACUGAGAAUGGUGUAGCUACAGAAUCCAAGACAACUUGGGAUGACUCUGCUAGAGUAUUUUAUUACAAGACCUAUGUUGAUGAGGCUCUCAAAGCCUAUGACCUUGAUGGUGUGAAGGUGAAAGGAUACAUAGCAACAUCUCUCAUGGAUUCCUUUGAGUGGCUUAAUGGGUACAAAGUUGGAUUUGGGUUACACCAUGUGGACUUCACCAACCCACAUCGGCCAAGGACACCCAAGUACUCAGCUCAUUUCUACUACCAGGUCGUAAAGGACAAUGGUUUCCCUUCACCAGAUGAUGAGAAGAUGCUCUAUGGACAUUUCCGCAAAGAUUUCAUUUGGAGUACUGCAACAGCGUCGUACCAGAUUGAAGGUGGAUGGAGAGCAGAUGGAAAAGGUCUAAGCAUCUGGGAUAAGUUUUCUCACACUCCUCUCCGUGUGUUCAGUGAUGACAAUGGGGACAUAGCCUGUGACAGUUACAAUAAAGUAGAGGAGGAUGUUGCUAUAUUGAGGCAACUUAAGGUGACCCAUUAUCGUUUCUCCAUAUCUUGGCCGAGGGUGCUUCCUGAUGGCACUACCAAGCACAUCAAUGAGGCUGGACUCAACUACUACCACAGACUGGUGGAUGCACUGCUUGCUGCAAACAUCAAACCUCAUAUCACACUCUACCACUGGGAUCUUCCGCAAGCUCUGCAGGAUAUUGGGGGCUGGGAGAAUGAGACGAUUAUUGCCAAAUUUAAGGAUUUUGCUGACCUCAUCUUUAGCCGCCUUGGCCACAAAGUCAAAUUUUGGAUCACCAUUAAUGAGCCAUACAAUAUAGCCAACGUAGGCCAUGGCUAUGGCGCAGCUGCCCCAGGAAUCAGUUUCCGACCAGGCACUCUGCCCUACAUUGUGGGUCACAACCUGCUUAAAGCUCAUGCUGAGACCUGGCACCUCUAUAAUGACAAAUACCGGGCCAAACAGAAAGGAAUUAUCUCAAUCACCAUCAACUCUGACUGGUCAGAACCCAGAAAUCCCUACAAGCAGGAGGACAUUGAUGCUGCGAGACGUGUGGUGCAGUUCUAUAUUGGCUGGUUUGCCCAUCCCAUAUUUAAUGGAGACUACAGUGACAUGAUGAAGACAAUCAUUCGAGAGCGAAGCUUAGCUGCUGGUCUGCCAAAAUCUCGGCUGCCUGAGUUUUCUCCUGAGGAGAUAAAGAGAAUUAAGGGUACCUAUGAUUAUUUUGGGUUCAACCAUUACACCACUGUCCUGGCAUUCCCUGUGGACUAUGGAAACCUUCAGCACUAUGAUGCUGAUAGGGGUGCAGGGACAAUAGCUGAUCGUAUCUGGCUGGAUUCAGGCUCAUCCUGGCUGAAGGUCUCACCAUUUGGAUUCCGGAGGAUUUUAAACUUUAUAAAGGAGGAAUAUGGAAAUCCACCUAUUAUCAUCACUGAGAAUGGCAUGUCAGAGCGUGGGCCUAUUGACCUAAAUGAUAUUCACAGGAGCUACUACUAUGAAAAAUACAUCAACCAGGUGCUGAAAGCUUACUUGCUAGACAAUGUGGAUAUCCGUGGUUACACAGCUUGGUCUCUGAUGGACAACCUAGAAUGGGCCACUGGCUUUUCAGAGAGAUUUGGCCUUUUCUACGUCAAUCGAUCAGACCCUAAACUUCCUCGCGUGGCCAAGACCUCUGUUGCCGUCUACUCUACCAUCAUCAAUUGCAACGGAUUCCCCGACCCCACCUCAGGGCCCCAUGAGUGUCUAAACCCUGUGCCUGAAGGAACAAGUGCGCCGAUCACUGAUGACACUGUGAGAUUCCUGGGUAUGGAGCUGUCCACCAGUGAUGCUGAGGUCGGACUUAACACCACUUUUGCUCUGCUGAUUGUUGCAAUGCUCGGAGCUGUUUGUUCAUCCUUUUGCUUCUUUAUGGCAAGAAAACAAUCCAAGAGAAAACAGUAUUUAGAAACUUUCGACAUGAAGAUGAAAUUUUGA